AUGGCGGAAUCAAGCUCGAACAGAUCUGCGGUAGAGCAGCUAGAGCGAGAGGCACUUUAUAUACAUCCUUCGGAGAAUUCUAGCAUGAUAUUGGCUACUUCUCCCCUGGACGGCACGAAUUUUUUACCAUGGAGUCGCUCCAUCUAUGUUGCCUUAGGUACAAAAAUGAAACUAGGCUUCAUAGAUGGCUCAUUUCCGAGGCCUGAGAUAGGAUCAACUUCAUUUGAGCAGUGGCGUCUUGUUGAUCUUAUGGUUACCUCCUGGAUAUGGAAUUCCAUAUCCAGAGAAAUUGUUGAAUCCUUUAUGUUUGUUAACUCAUCUCGAGAACUUUGGUUGGAGAUACAAAGUCGGUACGGCAGAAGCAACGGACCGAUGAUCUAUCGGAUUCAACGCGAGAUUUCUUCCAUCUCGCAGCAUGACAUGUCUCUUACUGCAUAUGUGACAAAGCUGAAAACUUCCUGGAAUGAACUGUUAAGUUUGGCACCCAGUCCAAAGUGUACGUGUGGUGGCUGCACCUGUGGGGUGAAUAAGGCGAUUGAAGAACGGAACGAACACGUGCAGUUGAUGCAGUUUCUUAUGGGAUUACACGAGACGUGUGACAGCGAGAGAAGUCAGUUGCUGAUGCAGGAUCCUCUGCCUACUCUAGAACGAGCUUUCUCUAUGGUCUUCACGGUUGAAAAGCAAAGGCAAGUACAUACUGAAACGUCUGCUGUACCUCAACAUAUGGCUUAUCAAUUUGCAUCAAAGGAGGUCAAGAAAAAUGGUGCUGAGAGGUUUCAAACUAAGAAGAGAUCGUACAUAGACAAGAGAACUCUGACUUGUGCGCAUUGUCAUAGAACCGGUCACACUUUAGACACUUGUUUUCAAGUCCAUGGAGUACCAGACUGGUACAAAACCUUGAAUGAGAAGAAGAAGAAAGUACCUGGGGUUAAGUCUUUUGCAGCUGCAGCGACAAAUGAACAACAGACUUCUGCGGAGAGUAAUAACUAA
Sesamum indicum (sesame) is the source of this 990-nucleotide messenger RNA. RefSeq lists its product as uncharacterized. The record is from RefSeq and is a predicted model, not a curated record. NCBI's taxonomy places the organism in Eukaryota, Viridiplantae, Streptophyta, Magnoliopsida, Lamiales, Pedaliaceae.